Marchantia polymorpha subsp. ruderalis is the source of this 3250-nucleotide messenger RNA. Lineage: Eukaryota; Viridiplantae; Streptophyta; Marchantiopsida; Marchantiales; Marchantiaceae. The record is from the annotation of a GenBank genome assembly.
AAGAAAGGAAGGGAUGGCAGCUCCCCGUGCGCUUGCUAUGUCGCAGAAUCUGAGCGCCGCUGCGUUUUGAAUUUCGAAGGCCAUUGGUGCCAAAUCUGCGCGUCCUACCCGAGAAGCUGAAGAAUUGUCGAGCUGUGCGGCUUUACUUGAAGUCGUCCAUUCUCGCGCCAUUUUUUUCGACUUGAAUAGAGAUGAUAGUUGUCUGUCUCAAGUUUGAGACCGUAAUUUGAAGAGGGGAACAACCAUGACGACGCAGGCGGUGCAAAUUGGAAGUUGCACCCCUGCUUUCAGUGGUUGUUGUGAAGUGGGGAAAAAUCUGAGACGACCGGGCUGCCAACUGGCCUUCUGGAGCUCGUUGAGAACAUUGAAUGUUAGUGGAGAUGCUUUUAGAAGCAGUUCGUUGGCGGGGAAAACUGCAGGGACAUUUCACUGUCAGAGGAGAAGAGAAGCCUUGGUCGUCCGCGUACGAAAUGGUGGACCUUCGAGUGAGUCUAAUGAUCCACCUCAUAAGAUGGCAUGGAUUGGAGGAUCGUUGUCCCGAGAUGAUUCUGAAGAAGCUAAAAAGAAAGCAGAAGAGAGUGCUUUAAAAUUACUUAUGGAGCUAAAAGAACAAGAGAUAAAGGAAACCGAAGCAGAGCUACAGCUGGAGAGACAAGCUGUGGUCCAGCUAGAGCGGGAACACAUUCAAUCUACAAUGUGGAACAAAUUUUUGCUAAAAGCGCGGGGUGAACUCAAAGGAACAAUGUGGGAUCCUGAAGAUUCACAUCCUAUCCCUUACAGUGAAUUCUCCAGGCUACUGGAUGAGGAAAGAGUCAACUAUCUGGAAUAUGCAGAAUUCGGGAAGGAUGUUGCAGUUGUUCUUCCCUAUUACAAAGAGGAUGAACCUCUGACUGUACAACUUGAGUCAAGCGAAGUGCCGUCAACCAUUGAAGAAGCUCUACAGAAAAAAGAGUUCCCUAGGGCUGACGAAAGGGAGAUUGUUUAUAGACGACACCCAGUGGAACAAAUGCCUGCAGAUGGGUGGGGUGAGGCAUGGACAAAGCUGCACAAACAGCUCUACCAUGUGGAAAUUAGACAACCAAACUCGCUUCCCGCGCAGCUAUAUCCUACAAUGGAAACUGCAGUAGUUUGGGGGAUGCGUGUUGCAUUGGCGUUGCUCUGUUACAAAUGGAUUGAUAAAAAGCUGUACCCUUGGUAUAAGCUUCCAAAUCCUGAGAAUCGACCAGUGUUUCGACGCCCCAAAUUGAGUGUAGACAACCUGGAACUUGGAAGCCUCGGUCAAAGUAGGGCAAGAUUUAUAUCAGCUGAGGAGAGUACUGGUGUUACAUUUGAUGACUUUGCGGGUCAGGAGUAUGUGAAACGGGAACUCGAAGAAGUGGUGAGAAUAUUGAAGGACGGCAAAGAGUUUGAAGAGUUGGGCAUAUAUUGCCCAAAGGGGGUUUUGCUCUAUGGUCCACCUGGUACUGGCAAGACGCUUUUAGCUAAGGCGAUUGCUGGAGAGGCAGGGGUUCCGUUUUUCUCUGCAAGUGGAUCUGAAUUUGUUGAGAUGUUUGUUGGAGUAGCAGCGGCAAGAGUCAGAGACUUAUUUGCAAGGGCACGUCAGUUUGCACCUUCCAUCGUCUUUAUUGAUGAGAUUGAUGCCAUUGGCGCUAAGCGUGGUGGACCUGACAUCGGAGGGGGAGGUGUUGAAAGGGAACAGGGACUGAUACAAAUUUUAACGGAGCUGGAUGGCUUUCAAAGCAGUAACGCUAAGGUAAUGGUAGUUGGAGCGACGAACAGGUUGGAUAUGUUGGAUCCUGCUCUGUUGAGGAAAGGUCGGUUCGACAAGACUAUAAGUGUUGGCUUACCUACAGAAGAGGGAAGAUUGGCUAUCUUGAGGGUUCAUGCGAGAAACAAAGGGUUCAAUUCCGAGGAGGAGAAAGAGGAGCUUUUGAAAGAGAUCGCCCAACAGACCUAUGAAUUUAGUGGUGCCGAGCUGCAGAACGUUUUAAAUGAGGCGGCGAUUCUUGCUGCGAGGAAGGAUAAGGACAUUGUUGAGAGGGCUGAACUUCUAGAGGCCCUGAAGAGGCAAGAGGGAACAUUUGCAACUGGGGAGGAAGACGUUGUCGAUGCUUCUGGAGAAGCGAGAAUGAGAAUAGCUUACAGAGAAGCUGCUAUUGCAUUGUUAGAGUGCUAUUUCCCAAACCCAUGGCGUCCAUUCACAAAGACAAAUGUUCGCAAUAUCGACACUUAUCCUAAUAUGGAGUUCUCUGAACCCAAGAACCGGGUUUUCUCGAGGAAAGAAGAUAUGGUGAAUCAUAUCGUUCGAGCCUGUGCGCCUAGGAUUGUUGAAGAACAAAUAUUCGGAAGGGAUCAUCUUUCUUGGAUAUCGGGCUCAGCUCUAGGAGAAGCAGGUGUGCUUGCAGAUUAUCUUAUAUUGAGAACAGGCAUGACUGCUUUGGGAAAAGUCUACUAUCGCACACAACAAGACUUGAUGAUACAUCUUGGGCCCAAAGUAGUGGCACUGAGAGAUGAAUAUAUGCGCUGGGCAGUUGAAAAAUGCCACUCCAUUUUGAAGGAAUACCGGUCUGCAUUGGAAACUAUUGCAGAAUUGCUGAUGGACAAAGAGGAAAUAACAGCUGCUGAAAUUUGGGAGAUAUUCAAGAAAGCACCACGCAUUCCACAGCCGGAGGUAAGACCAGUAGAUGAGUACGCAGCCAUCAUAUAUGCGGGACGAUGGGGCGUGCAAGGGAUCUCACUCUCCGGCAGAGCAACCUUCAAACCUGGGAAUAUUGGUUAUGUAACUUUUGCUGCCCCGAGACCUCAACAGUUGAAGGUUAUAAAGGACGAGACUUGGAGAAUGUUAGAUCAGAUGAGAGAAACGAACAUGGCUAAAAUUGCUGAGAAGUUUGAAGAGAAGGAGGAGGUCGGCACCGUCAUAUCUCCUCAACAAUUUUUGUAGUUUUGUCAAACUUAAAUAGAUAGGAGGAAAAAUGUCCAGCUUUACCUAUAAAUUGAGUUGUGUAGCAUACAAAUGUUUCUUAUCUUGCUCCUUCCAGAUUAACUCGAGUCGUUCGAAAGACAUCUUGUUUCAGUGUUCAUGCAUGUCGCCCACCUAUUGAAGACAAUCUUCCACCCUUACAUAGUCAAAAGGAAAAUGGGACGAAUGGAAUGUUAAACAGCUCACUGCGCAAUCUAGCAUCAUAGGAGCGACUGGUGAGUCAGUACCUUCGCACCGUUGAAUAACCAAUUCAUAUUUAUCUGCUUCGUG